This is a messenger RNA of Fulvia fulva, 567 nucleotides long. RefSeq lists its product as uncharacterized. Bases 1 to 567 code for a protein of 188 amino acids. The transcript has a single exon. The record is from RefSeq and is a predicted model, not a curated record. Lineage: Eukaryota; Fungi; Ascomycota; Dothideomycetes; Mycosphaerellales; Mycosphaerellaceae.
AUGGUCGCCAAAACCGCUGUUGGCGCAAUCUUUGAUGGCCUGAAAGGCUCAUGGCGGCUGCGAAGGUCUCUCAACAGUAUCCUACCAGGAUUCCCAUCGGGCACUUUCGAGGGCAUAGCAACCUUCAAGCCAAGGAAGCCGACGUCGGGCGCCGCUACGGAUGAGCUACUGUAUAGCGAGCAAGGUGAGCUGAAGAUGGAGAAUGGUCUUACUCUUAAAGCCAACGGCAAGUAUGUGUAUCGCUACGAUGCCGACGAAGACAAAAUUAGCGCAUGGUUCGUGAAGGAAGAAACCAAGCAGAAAGACGGCAAUGAAGAAGUCGACUACCUCUUCCAUGACCUGGAGAUGGAAUCACCUUCUGGAGGAACUUGGGCAGGCCGUGGCGAACACCUGUGCUCACUGGACAUGUACUGGGCUUACUACGAAUUUCGUCUGCCGAAGGUGGCCGAAGAGGGCAACGAGAUGAACGUGUUUGGGGUGCGGUACAAGGUCAAAGGGCCUCAGAAGGACUACACGAGUGAUACCGCUUACGAGCGGACAUUCUCGAGCGAUGUGGCGGUGCUGUGA